AUGCUCAGAUCCAUUCUUUGCUUCUGUUCGGUCUUAUUCGCUACGACAACGUACGCGUUUCCAAUAACUAUUGAAUUAACUCAAGGACAACUCGCUUCACAAUUAGCCCUUGCCGCUAUUCAAACUGGACAAUGGACAUCUGAUAUAUCAGGUAGUGCUGCUCUCAAUAGUUUAAAUAGUUAUGAUCUGAGUGGACAUGCAAAUGUAAGUGUUCCAAUCUAUAAUGGAGGAUCUAAUCAACCGUCUGUCGGUAUUGGUGGCACUGCUGAUGCAAGUUUUGGUUCGAAUAAUGGACAACUGUAUGGACCGAACCCGAACUAUGACGUUGGUCUUGGAAUAAAUAUUCCAUUGGGAAAGAAAUGA
Adineta ricciae is the source of this 363-nucleotide messenger RNA. The record is from the annotation of a GenBank genome assembly. NCBI's taxonomy places the organism in Eukaryota, Metazoa, Rotifera, Eurotatoria, Adinetida, Adinetidae.